Tarenaya hassleriana is the source of this 1262-nucleotide messenger RNA. RefSeq names its product bZIP transcription factor 2-like. Gene Ontology annotation, biological process: positive regulation of DNA-templated transcription. Gene Ontology annotation, molecular function: transcription cis-regulatory region binding; DNA-binding transcription factor activity. The record is from RefSeq and is a predicted model, not a curated record. Lineage: Eukaryota; Viridiplantae; Streptophyta; Magnoliopsida; Brassicales; Cleomaceae. The coding region runs from base 532 to 1044 and encodes 170 amino acids. The transcript has a single exon. Gene Ontology annotation, cellular component: nucleus.
GCAACUCUCUUCAUCACCUCUUUCCCCCUCCACAUCUUCUCCUUAUCCCUAACCUUUCUCCUCUGUGUUUUCAUUCUCGUCACAAAAAUAUCCCUUUUUUCCAUAUCUUUCUUCUCCAUCUCCAGGUACAACUCUUCUGCCUUUCCGACCACCUUAAAAAGACAGCCCCUUGACAGAUCUCCGACUUGCCCGAGAAAAAAAAAUUGGGUUUUUGGAUGAUCGGGAAUCCAUGACUCCGGUCCUCUGUGAAAUCCUCCUCUCUGGUUUUAUGGUAGAUUCAGCUCUCCGCCGUAGAACUCACCUCGUCCAGUCCUUCUCCGUCGUAUUCCUCUACUGGUUCUACAACGUUUCAUGAACACCCUAUAAACCCUAAUUCCUUUUGCUUAAACCAGAGACCUACCUGCAGUUAAAUCUACUUAAUAACAUACCAUUUUUUUUAGAAACAGCGAAAAAGGAGAAAACUUUCCAUCUGGGUUUUGUACAUUUUCAAUUUUUUUGUAAGAUUUUCGAGGGUUUGUAUUCACAUCGUACAUGGCGUCGUCUAGUAGCACGUACCGGAGCUCGAGCCCAAUCUCCGGCGGAUCUCCUUCUUCCGCCGCCGUCGUGGACGAGAGGAAGAGGAAGAGAAUGCUGUCGAAUAGGGAAUCGGCGAGAAGAUCACGGAUGAGGAAGCAGAAGCAUCUGGACGAUCUGACGGCUCAGAUCGACCAGCUGAAGGACGAGAACCGUCAGAUCGCGACGAGCCUCACCGUCACGACUCAGCUCUACAUGAAGAUUCAGGCGGAGAACUCCGUUCUCAAUGCUCAGCUGUCGGAGCUCAGCUCGAGGCUUCAGUCUCUCAACGACAUCAUCGGAUUCGUGUCGGCGAGCUCGAAUUCGGCCACUUCCGGCGAGAUAGACGGCUGUGGUUUCGAUGAUCGGACGGUGGGGAUUAACGACGGAUUCUACAACGACGACGGCGGCAUGUUUAGUGUGGUGAAUCCUUGGGGUGGAUCCGUUUACGCCAACCAACCCAUCAUGGCUAAUGAUAUCAUUAUGUAUUAAUUAAUCAAUUAGUCUCUUUAUCCUUUUUUUUUAAUUUUUUUUAGUCUACUUUUUUUUUGUCUUUGUGUGUUGUGAAGAUGUAAAUUACAUUGCAUCUUUGAUUGGUUAGGAGAUGAAAAAUAUGAAAUAGAAUGAGUAUUUGAGUCAAUGGGUUUGUAAUGGUUGGUUGGUGCUUGUCGUUAUGAAUGUUAUUAUUAUUGUUGUUGUUAUUAUCAUCA